This is a messenger RNA of Miscanthus lutarioriparius, 1020 nucleotides long. Lineage: Eukaryota; Viridiplantae; Streptophyta; Magnoliopsida; Poales; Poaceae. The record is from the annotation of a GenBank genome assembly.
AUGAAGCCCAUUCUCCUCUUCUUGCUGACCUUCCGGCUGCUGCUCUCCAGCUUCUCCCUUUCGAUCCAAACCCAGUACACCUCGAUCUUCAGCUUCGGCGAUUCCUUCACCGACACCGGCAACUUCGCCAUCAUCGCCGGCCCGACGACGCCAGGCCUGCUCAUCACCAAACCACCGUACGGGAUGACCUUCUUCGGCCACCCCACCGGCCGCAUCUCUGAUGGUAGAUUGGCCAUCGAUUUCAUCGCUGAAGCCCUGGGAUUCCCGCUCCUGCCGCCGUCGAUGGCGGCGAACCAGAGCUUCAAGCAAGGCGCAAACUUCGCGGUGGCCGGAGCCACGGCGCUGGACCGAGCGUUCUUCGUGAACGACGGCGACACAGCUGUUACGCCGUACAACAUCUCCGUCGGCGACCAGCUCGGGUGGUUUGACGCCAUGAAGCCCUCGCUCUGCGAUUUCGUCGUCGGGGAGUUCGAGACUGCUCGUCGCAGGCGGCAAGACGGUGGUGGUGUCGGGGCUGACACCGAUGGGGUGCGCGACGGGGAACCUCGUGCUCUUCGCGGGCAAGAGCGCCGAGGACUACGAGCCGGCGACGGGGUGCCUCAAGGACCUGAACCAGCUGUCAAAGGAGCACAACCUGCAGCUCCAUCAGGCGCUGGAGCGGCUUCGGGCCACGCGCCCCGGCGCGUGAGGCUCAUCUACGCCAACUUCUACGCGCCCAUCGUUGACUUCGCGACGUCUCCCGAUCGCUACGGGUUCAACGGCACCGACGGCGCGCUGAACGCUUGCUGCGGCGGCGGCGGGCGGUACAACUUCAACCUCACCGCGGCGUGCGGCAUGCCCGGCGUGAGCGCGUGGUCUGACCCGUCGGCGUACGUGAACUGGGACGGCAUCCACCUCACCGAGGCGGCGAACCGCCGCGUCGCCGAUGGCUGGCUCAGUGGCCCUACGCUCACCCGCCCAUCCUCGACACCUCACGGUUGUCUUUUUCUUUCUUUUGGAAUGGACCGGUGCGUUUUCUGA